AUGUCACCGAGUAACAGUAUAUAUACAGAGGAUAUUGAGAUGUAUCCUACCCACAAUGAGCAACAUCUAACCAGAGAGUACACAAAACCAAACGACGAAAAAAGUGAGAAAGUUAACUUCGAAGGAGCUUAUACCAACAGUCACGGGACUCUAUCCAAAGCCACUACAAGAGAAAUAGAGGGUGAUUUAGAAUCUGAAACCUCUUCUCACUCUGGUGAUGUUAAAGGUGAUUCGACGCAACAGAUAACUACAGAGAUAGGUGCACCAUAUACUUUGCUAAGUUAUGGUCAAAAAUGGGGAAUGGUAGCAAUUUUAACAAUGUGUGGGUUUUGGUCUUCAUUAGGGUCUCCAAUCUACUAUCCUGCUCUAAGACAGUUGGAGAAGCAGUUCAACGUCGAUGAAAAUAUGGUUAACGUAACUGUGGUUGUGUACUUGUUGUUUCAAGGUAUAUCUCCCACAGUUAGUGGUGGUUUGGCUGAUUGUUUUGGAAGGAGACCUAUAAUUUUAGCGGGUAUGCUGAUAUAUGUGGUUGCAUCUAUUGGGUUAGCAUGUGCUCCAUCGUACGGUGUUAUCAUCUUUUUGAGGUGUAUUCAGAGUAUUGGUAUCUCUCCCACAAUCGCAAUCAGUUCCGGUGUUGUAGGCGAUUUUACUCUAAAACAUGAAAGAGGGACAUUUGUUGGUGCCACCUCUGGAUUCGUCUUACUAGGUCAAUGUUUUGGUAGUCUUAUCGGUGCCGUACUAACUGCAAGAUGGGAUUGGAGGUCUAUUUUUUGGUUUCUAACGAUCGGUUGCGGUAGUUGCUUUUUGAUUGCUUUCCUUAUCUUACCCGAAACGAAGAGAACCAUUGCAGGUAAUCUCUCGAUUAAGCCUAAAAGACUGAUCAACAGAGCCCCAAUUUUUUUAUUGGGCCCAGUUAAAAGAAGAUUCAAAUACGAUAACCCAGAUUACGAAACAUUGGAUCCAACAAUCCCCAAGCUAGAUUUGUCAUCUGCAGGGAAAAUCCUUGUAUUACCAGAAAUUAUCCUGUCUUUAUUUCCAUCAGGGUUGUUGUUUGCUAUGUGGACAUUGAUGCUUUCUUCUAUAUCAUCAGGUUUAUCAGUGGCGCCAUACAACUACCAUUUGGUUAUUAUAGGUGUCUGUUAUCUGCCCGGUGGUAUUGGUGGUUUACUAGGUUCUUUCUUCACGGGUAGAGUCAUUGACAUGUAUUUUAAGAGAAAGGUGAAAAAGUUCGAACAAGACAAGGCCAACGGGCUAAUUCCGCAAGAUGCUGAAAUCAACAUGUUCAGAGUUCGUUUGGUAUGUCUUCUACCUCAAAAUUUCUUGGCCGUUGUAGCCUACCUUCUAUUUGGUUGGAGUAUAGACAAGGGCUGGAGAAUCGAGUCUAUUUUGAUUACUUCAUUUGUCUGCUCAUAUUGUGCCAUGAGUACAUUAUCAACAUCAACUACAUUAUUGGUCGAUUUGUAUCCGAAGAAAUCAUCUACUGCAAGUAGUUGUUUCAAUUUUGUUAGAUGUAGUUUGAGUACCAUCUUCAUGGGGUGCUUUGCUAAAAUGAAAGCUUCAAUGACUGUAGGUGGAACUUUUACGUUUCUAUGUGCAUUGGUGUUUUUCUUCAACUUUUUAAUGUUCAUUCCGAUGAAAUAUGGUAUGAAAUGGAGAGAGGACAGAUUGUUGAAACGACUAAAAUAA
Molecule: messenger RNA, 1686 nt
Organism: Saccharomyces mikatae IFO 1815
Lineage: Eukaryota; Fungi; Ascomycota; Saccharomycetes; Saccharomycetales; Saccharomycetaceae
Gene: AQR1
Product: Aqr1p
Exons: 1
Coding region: 1-1686 (561 amino acids)
Biological process (GO): transmembrane transport
Cellular component (GO): membrane
Molecular function (GO): transmembrane transporter activity
Source: RefSeq, a predicted model, not a curated record